Messenger RNA from Myotis brandtii (Brandt's bat), 524 nucleotides. RefSeq names its product myosin-11-like. The transcript is spliced from 3 exons. Gene Ontology annotation, molecular function: actin filament binding; cytoskeletal motor activity; ATP binding. The record is from RefSeq and is a predicted model, not a curated record. Gene Ontology annotation, cellular component: myosin complex. Lineage: Eukaryota; Metazoa; Chordata; Mammalia; Chiroptera; Vespertilionidae. The coding region runs from base 117 to 524 and encodes 135 amino acids.
UGGGCGAGCUGGGAGAUUUGGACGCCCCUGCCUGGGAGGUGUGCCAGAUCUGAGCUCUCCAUCCAGUUUCUUCUCCGUUAUCCCCCCAGUGGGAGAUCUGGGACCAACCAGGCACCAUGGCACAGAAGGGCCAGCUCAGUGAUGAUGAGAAGUUCCUCUUUGUGGACAAGAACUUCAUCAACAGCCCAGUGGCCCAGGCCGACUGGUCUGCCAAGAAGCUGGUCUGGAUCCCUUCGGAGAAGCAGGGCUUCGAGGCGGCCAGCAUCAAGGAGGAGAAGGGGGAUGAGGUGAUCGUGGAGCUGGUGGAGAACGGCAAGAAGGUGACAGUCGGCAAAGAUGACAUCCAGAAGAUGAACCCACCCAAGUUCUCCAAGGUGGAGGACAUGGCAGAGCUGACCUGCCUCAACGAAGCCUCCGUGCUGCACAACCUGAGGGAGAGGUACUUCUCAGGACUCAUAUACAUAUGUGUUGGUGAUCCUAUUGAGAUCAUCUCCUUAAAGGUGAUUGCUACUGGGACCUUCUGA